UCUUUCUCUCCUUGCUUUCUGUGCCUCUGAAAGGCAGUGUUUCUAUGCCAUCUAGCUAGAAAGCGCAGGGCAAGCAGCCUGCCCCAGGCAGCUAGAAAAUUAACAAAAGGUUAGGAGCAGACGAACAGUGGGACUUGGUAGCUAAGUGUUGCCUUUAGAUUCGUUUGGGCACAUCGUUUUGUUGUGAUUUCAUGGGGAGAGCUCCGUGUUGCGAUAAGAACAACGUGAAGAAAGGGCCGUGGUCUCCUGAGGAGGAUACCAAGCUCAAGGAGUUCAUCGAGAAGCAUGGCACCGGCGGCAACUGGAUUGCCCUUCCACAGAAAGCAGGGUUGAGGAGAUGUGGCAAGAGCUGUAGGCUUCGAUGGCUAAACUACCUGAGGCCCAACAUCAAGCAUGGGGAGUUCACUGAGCAUGAAGACAGGGUCAUCUGCAGCAUGUAUGCAAGUAUAGGAAGCAGGUGGUCGAUCAUAGCGUCGCAGCUCCCCGGCCGGACCGACAACGACAUCAAAAACUACUGGAACACCAAACUGAAGAAGAAACUUCUGGGAAGCUCCACCACAGCCGCUCCCCCUCACCGCGCACCGCGGCAGCAGCACCGGCAACUGAAUCUCAUGCUCCCUCACUCAUCACCCUCCUUAGCCCAACCAACUUACAAUGGCUUCUUCCCCAGCGCCGGCUCCCUCCACGACCCAAUCAUCCCUGCAUUAACACUGCCACCGUCCCAAGACUACAUGCUGAGCGCUGGAAUUGCCAUUCCAAACGCCACUUCACUGAUGCACGCACACGGCGCGAGGCAGCAGCAGCUUCACCACCAUGUGGUGAAGGAGGAGAGCGUCAGCAUGAUAGUGUUCGGCAGCGACCAGCAGAGCUGCAGCUCGUCGGACGGUGCGCACAGCCAGCAGCAAUUUGGCCAUGGCAAGGAGCUGAGCUUGGACGGCUUCUACGGCUACAACAAUGGCAUCGAGCAAGACCACAGGUUGCUUCUGCUUCAAGAUCAUCACCAGGCUCAGGGACCAGUCGAGUACAACUACGAGGAGAUCAAGCAGCUGCUCAUGAGCUCAGCCGCUGGUAAUUUGCUUGGCGGCCACGGCCAGGACGGCGGCAUGGAGGGGUUUGGUUCGCAAGGGAAGGUGACGAUGAUGUAAAUUGUUUGAGAAACAUGGAAAGGUGAUUGAUCAAGUGUGUGUUUUACUUCUGUAAUCUUUUUACCGUCUAGUGUACUAGUGUUCGUGUGCGCGCGCGCGCGCGCGCCCUGUGUCAUGGCUGCAUACACGUGCCAGCGUAGCUCACGUUACAGCAGCCUGUGUAUGUGACCGUGACAUGGGAUCGAGAUUCCCUCCCUCUCUCCUCCUAUUACUGUUGUACUUCUCUUUCUUUUUCUCACCAGAGGUAUAGUGUCAUCAGCUACUGUGGAAACUGUGUUUGGAGUCUUUGGACAGGGCACCACGGUGUUCCUUCUAUCGGGUUGGUGCUACCAGCCUAC
Messenger RNA from Phragmites australis (common reed), 1483 nucleotides. Its product is annotated as transcription factor RAX2-like. The record is from RefSeq and is a predicted model, not a curated record. The coding region runs from base 192 to 1145 and encodes 317 amino acids. Lineage: Eukaryota; Viridiplantae; Streptophyta; Magnoliopsida; Poales; Poaceae. The transcript has 3 exons.